Molecule: messenger RNA, 1525 nt
Organism: Dimorphilus gyrociliatus
Lineage: Eukaryota; Metazoa; Annelida; Polychaeta; Dinophilidae
Source: the annotation of a GenBank genome assembly
ACUAUUUUACAAAAAAUUUCCUCGAUCAGAGAUUGUCAAGCGUAUUUUCUGUUAAACGAGAAAAGAAAAUUUCGUUAUAGACGAAAGGUUAAAUUAUCAAUUAAUCUCUAUGAUAUAAUAUAUUGUAUAAAUAAUAGUAUACUUUAUAGCAGAGUGUAUCGAGCACUUCUAUUAUAAUGUAAUCUUUCAGAAAACCCUAAGUUGGCUCUACGGAGUCGAGACAUUUAACAUUUAAUAUAUAUUAAUAAACAAAUUUCAGAAUAAUUUGAUAAUUCGUUUUGCUAGAAAUCCUAAAGCAUUUGCGUUCAAUACUUAUAUAUAUAACAAAAUGCAUAUCUCAAACGUUUUCAAUGAGCUCUGUCAAUUAUUAAGGCAUGAAUCAUUCCAACGAAUAACAUUCUUCGAAUCGGGCAACUGAUUCAUGAGAAUUUGUAUAAAGCAAGCAUUAUUUAUUGUUUAUUUAGGGGUGAAUCAGGAGAGGAAAUGGAUUAAGUGACGUGUAAUCACUAUUCAAAUUGUCAAAAUGGCAAAGUAUGACUUAAAAGCGCUGCCCAUAGGCUAUGAAGUUCAUGGUAUUAACUUGAAGAACGAAUUACCGGCCGAUAUCGUAGACCAAAUAAGAAAAGAUACAAUUAAGCAUAAAAUUUUAGUUUUCAAAAAUCAAGGCGUUAUUUUACCCCAGCGACAGUUGCAAAUUACGAGAUGGUUCGGCGAUAUAGAGGAGCUAGGGAUCGAAGAACAUGCCAGAGUUAAGGGCUGUACAGGCGUUUUAAGAGUGUCUAAUGAUGAAUUAGAAGGUUUAAGAGGUUUUGGAACUAGUGGUUUCCACAUCGAUGGAGGUUUCCUUCACAAUCCGUGCGCAAAUUCUAUUUACCAUAUAGUCUCCUGUCCUAAGGCUGGAAAGACUGUCUUCAUCGACUUGGCCAAAAUAAUAGAGAACCUAGCACAAGAGAUGCUUUUAAGAUGGGAAAGAUUAUGGCCAGUCUGGACGUAUAAACAGAUUCUAGGAAGUUGUAAUUCAGGUCCAACCGUCGUGGCACAUCCCCUUAUUUAUCCACAUCCCUUAACUAGUCAACCAACAUUGGCCAUAGCAAUGGGAAAAAUUAAACGCUUUAUUUGGGAUAUGGGAACAGCUACAGAGCGGAAGGCAACAAGAGAAGAGUCUACGUCUAUAUUGAAGGAGAUACAAAAUGAAUUGGACAAAAAUGUCCAAUACGCUCACGCUUGGGAGUCGGGCGACUUUAUUAUUACAGACAAUUUAGCUGUAGGGCACUAUGCUGAUGCAGAUACGCAGAUGACGAAGGAGGAGGUCGGCCUACGAGUUAUGCAUAGAACAUGUGUUAGAGGAAAGUUUGUCCCUUUCAAAAACGAUUGUAUACCUAUCGAACCCUCUAUAACUGCGCCUAAUUCUGAAGAAUUACCGUCUUUGACCGACCUCGAACUUAAUCUCCCAGACGACGUUGUUAAAGAUAUCGAAAAUCGAAUUGAGGAGAUUAAGAAAGAGGAAUUACCCAUUAAAGAUUAA